UCUAAAAUUUAAUGUCGUCCGAGAACAAUCCAAAAAAUGAUAAAGAUUCGACGACGAACUUAAUGAGGUUGUUCAAGGUGCAACCUGAUCAUCAACUGGUCACUAGACAAGAUCUGACGAGGGACUAUAACAGUGGGACUUCUGCGAGAUCGUUGAACUCAGAUGACGAAGACGAAAAUGACGACAAUGACGACGACAACAACAACUUUAUUUCCAUUAACAAUUAUUACACUUGGAACUCGUCCAUAACGAACGCUUCUAUUCACAAGGAAAGAGCGGCAAUCAUGUCGGCGUUGCACUCGGCCGAGUCGGUGCCGAUUCCGUCUUUGUCGGCGCCGUCAUCGUCCUCGCGGCCGCUGGCGUCCAAGAGCUUCACAAAAUCGCACCGGGUCCAGGACAUCGUGGCCAUGUGCUCGGACGAGCGGAGUGCGUUUUCGACGGAAGAUUAUCACAACGAGUCCGGGCACUCGGACGACUGGCCACAGGCCACGGGCGCGGGCGGUUCGAAUCUGUGGACGAGCGCUUCGCACCAUAGCUCGUCGGCCACGUCCACCGCGUACAGUAGCAGCGACGGUGACGACGAAGCCGGCAGACGAGACGUGACCAACCACAACGCGGCGCAAGCGACGAACCAUCGUCAGACGCCUAGGCCUGCGUCCGCGGCACCUCCGCGACCGCUUUCCAUAUGGCAUUGGACGUUCGGUCUGUUCAGAAAGAAAUGACCAGAAGGUGGCGAUCCGCCGGAGGCACUUACCGGCACAGCAAUGUGAACAAUAAUAAAACUAAUGCGAAAAUCGUAUGUUCAGCUGCUUUGUGUGCGACAAACGAAAAUAAUCGCCGGAGUCACCGGACUUUUAAUUGGGUCAACCGUUAUGAGACUAAGCUUUAACCGGACACGCCGAAAGUUCCCUCAGAAUGGUUACCUUAUGCGUGUUCAUGCCCUAAAUUAUCCAAAGUUAAAAUGACGUUGAUGAUCGAGGCACAAGUCCGAAAAACCCGCUCAGGUUGAUCUCCCGCACGGGCCAUAACGAGUUACAAGCCCAUGCUCUUUGUUGUGCUCUGUUUUUUUUUUUAAAUUUUACCAACAAAAUCAUCAACUUUUAGACAUUAUGUUAUACAUUCCCGGUGACUUAACGCCUCAAAAAUACGCUGACUAUUUUUAGUUAAUAAGUACAUACACUAUUACCUAUAUUAGCGAUGAGUUCAAAUUUUCUAUUCCAUACCGUAAGAACGUAAGAAGAAUAACAUAAUAUAUAGAACGGUUGAAAUAUUAAAUUUAAAUGGUUCUG
Messenger RNA from Sipha flava (yellow sugarcane aphid), 1289 nucleotides. RefSeq lists its product as uncharacterized. The transcript is spliced from 2 exons. The coding region runs from base 12 to 722 and encodes 236 amino acids. Lineage: Eukaryota; Metazoa; Arthropoda; Insecta; Hemiptera; Aphididae. The record is from RefSeq and is a predicted model, not a curated record.